Cebus imitator (Panamanian white-faced capuchin) is the source of this 811-nucleotide messenger RNA. It is a transcript of the gene GRIFIN, whose product is annotated as galectin-related inter-fiber protein. The record is from RefSeq and is a predicted model, not a curated record. Gene Ontology annotation, molecular function: carbohydrate binding. The transcript is spliced from 3 exons. Lineage: Eukaryota; Metazoa; Chordata; Mammalia; Primates; Cebidae. The coding region runs from base 26 to 649 and encodes 207 amino acids.
AGGCCCUGCAGCACCAGGCCAUCAGAUGGGACCCCAGAAGCCAGGGCAGGGGUCAGCAGCCAAGCCUCCCAUCCCAAACCUGCCCUUAGCUGAUGGGAGGGUUCAAGUCCCUGGAGGGACGCCUGAUCAGGGAGGAAGAGCCAGGCAGGGGUCCCUGCCCAGAACGUGUCGUUCCUGUGGAAAAGGAGUAGCUGCUUUCCCUGAUCCUGAAGGAGUAAAGUGGGUGAGAGUCCCCAGCAGGAAAGGGCCUGGGGGGCAGUGCCAGGUGGCCCUAUCUCUGGUGCCUGCAUGGAGAACCAGCUGGAAGGGAGGGGCCCCAGGGGGAGGGAGAUACGGGUUGGGAAGGGCACAGAGACCUUGUCAAGCCACCUGGGGGUGGGGCCUCUGUGCUCCCAGCCCCCGCGCCAUCUAUAUCCCGGGACUCCCAGUGCCUUCCCGCAGUGGCUGCGAGCAGAUGGCGGUGCAGAUGGAGGUCAGCUCGGACGCGGAGCACUUCCACGUCUAUGCGCAGGAGCACAAGGUACUGCAGUUCCCGCACCGUCAGAGGCCACUGGGCAUCAUCACCAGGGUGCGGGUGCUGAGUGACCACCACCUGGCCCAGGUGGAGCUGGCCAAGAGGGGCCUGAGCUGGGGGGACCGGGGCUAUUGAGCGGCACCUGCAGCCCCAGGAGCAAGCCUCGGCUCAUCCCAUGUCCAGGACAGCUGGAGCCCCACCCUGGGGCAGCUGGGGGAGGAGAUUUGUGGUCCUGUGUGCUUUCUGCCCCCCCCACCCCACUCCACUUUCAAUAAACUCUGAGCAGGCUGCAGGCAC